Messenger RNA from Myxozyma melibiosi, 894 nucleotides. RefSeq lists its product as uncharacterized. Gene Ontology annotation, biological process: mitochondrial translation. The record is from RefSeq and is a predicted model, not a curated record. The transcript has 2 exons. Gene Ontology annotation, molecular function: structural constituent of ribosome. Gene Ontology annotation, cellular component: ribosome; mitochondrial large ribosomal subunit. NCBI's taxonomy places the organism in Eukaryota, Fungi, Ascomycota, Lipomycetes, Lipomycetales, Lipomycetaceae. Bases 29 to 727 code for a protein of 232 amino acids.
CAACUGCUCUCCCUCAGCAUCUCCAACAAUGCCCAGAAAAGCGCCCCCAUUACCAAUUCCCUCGGUGCCUGUUCUCAGGUCGCUGUACAAAGCCCAGCAAAAACCCCCCUCGGUCCACGCUCCUUCCAAGAAGCAGCUCGACCACGAAUACCGGCAACAGAAGCAGCGCGAGCGGCCUCGUCUCCCGCCCGUCUACACCAAGUACUUCCGACUGGGUCAUAAAGAGGUGCACUUCCCCAAGGUCUCGAUCACCUUGCUCAGACCAUUCUCGACCGAAUACAACCCGUACCGGGCGCGCUUCCGCGUGCCGAGCAACUUCAACAAGUUUGACCUCCGCGACUAUCUGCACAAUGUCUACGGCCUCACCGUUAAGAAAGUCUACUCGAGCUUGACUGUCAACAGAUUUUCCUUGACCAUGCAGAAGUUGAUGACUGUCGAAAUGGACCAGCCGUUCAUGUACCCGGAAAUGCCCGAUCUUUCUCCAUGGAAAGUUGACGCAAACCGUGAGACCGAGCGAUUCAUGGACGAAGCCCGGCGCAGAUACGGUGCUUCGAGCCAGGAAAACAAGGUCUACAAGGGAUUCGGCGGAAUCGCGCAACAAAAGUUUCCCACGAUCAAGCCGUACAUGCCCAAGAAGGCGGUCAAGGCACUCAAGAACCAGGCCAAGGUCGUUGAUGUUUACACUAAUGUCUCCGUCAAGGCGAAGGCUAAGCCAAAGCCGGAGUAGUUAUGUGGUGAGCUGGAUGGUGAAUAUAGAGACCGGGGGUAUCGAAUUGUAUAUAUAGUCAAAAUUGCCUCCUCAUAAAUAUUGCUAUACGAUCCAUGCAACAUUAUCUACAAUAUGCUAUCUUCAGUAGAAUCAUUUUGAAUAUAAAAUCGUAGCUAUUCUCUAAU